Astyanax mexicanus (Mexican tetra) is the source of this 5462-nucleotide messenger RNA. It is a transcript of the gene lpgat1, whose product is annotated as lysophosphatidylglycerol acyltransferase 1. Gene Ontology annotation, cellular component: endomembrane system. Gene Ontology annotation, molecular function: acyltransferase activity. NCBI's taxonomy places the organism in Eukaryota, Metazoa, Chordata, Actinopteri, Characiformes, Acestrorhamphidae. The record is from RefSeq and is a predicted model, not a curated record. The transcript is spliced from 8 exons. The coding region runs from base 620 to 1750 and encodes 376 amino acids.
UCCGCUGAGCUCCGGCUCUCGCUGCACUGAAAGCCCAGCCAGCAGCUCCUCCACACGGCCCGGGACCAGCAGCCUACUCGCCCAGCCUACCCAGCCAGCCUCCUGCACUCCACCCUCCCCGCGGACUCGUCUUUCUGGGGAUUUUUCUGAUCUAUUUCUUUCCAUCAUCUUCUUCUCUUCCUACUGGAGUACCGUUACGAGUUUCCACCAGCGGAUCGGAUCCUCCUCCUCCAGCAGCAGCAGCAGCAGCAGCUCCAUAACCACCAUCAACUUCGAGGCCAAACGCGGGGUUUAGCGGCUGUACAGUUCCUGCUGAUGAUCAUCCGCUGAAUUAACUACUGGUAUCGCUGGCUGUAUAUCAGUAAUAGUAAUAGCUAGUCUGAAUAACUGGCAUUGUUAUUAUUCAUAGCAGCAUCAUGUUGCUGUAACUUCGCUCCCAGCCAAUGCAUCAUCUCAGAGCGGCGCGGAGAUCAUGAUCAUGAUUUAGGGCUUUUGGAUUCAUCCUGAUCUCCAUGUGACUUUGACAUCGGGCCCGCCUGUCUGCCCGCCUGCCUGCCAGCUCUUCCCCCGGCUGGCUGCUCUUCGUCGUCCGGCAUAUUGCACGACAGGUUGUUGCAGAAUGGCACCCUUCCUGGAAGCGGCCCACAGGCUGGGCUGGAUUUUACUGAAGGCACUGCUACGUUUUAUCUUCAUGUUCAUCAAUAAUUGUGUUGCGAUCCCAUCCUACUGCCUGUACUUGAUUGUGCUGCAGCCUUUGAGAAUAAUGGACAGUCAGACUUUCUGGUACAUCGAAGGCGUGAUGUUCAGAUGGUUGCUGGCAAUGGUGGCAUCGUGGGGUUGGUUUGCAGGAUAUACAGUGACGGAAUGGGGGGAUGAUGUAAGGCCCAUAUCUGAAGAUGAAGCGAUGGUCAUUGUAAACCAUCAAGCUACUGGAGACGUUUGCACUCUAAUGAUGUGCCUACAGGACAAGGGCACGGUGGUGCGGAAGAUGAUGUGGUUAAUGGACCAUGUGUUUAAAUACACUAACUUUGGUGUGGUGUCAAUGAUCCACGGAGAUUUCUUCAUUAGGCAGGGUAAAGCCCAUCGAGACAAGCAGCUUGUUUACCUAAAGAGUCACCUGGACAAGUUUUACUACAGCAGGGACAGAAAGUGGAUUGUGUUGUUUCCUGAAGGGGGCUUCCUGCGGAAGCGGCGGGAGACAAGCCAGUCGUUUGCCAAAAAGAACGACCUGCCGUAUUUGACCCAUGUGACACUGCCACGUCUGGGGGCCACUCAGGUUAUCCUGAAGAACCUCGGCCCGCAGCAGGAGAACGGCACACUGGGAACAGACGGAGGACCACCCAAUCAGAGCGCAAAUAAACCUAAAGGACUGCAGUGGGUGGUGGACGUGACCAUAGCCUACCCUAAUGCCCAGCCCAUGGACAUUCAGACCUGGAUCUUUGGCUAUAGACCACCUACAGUUACACAUGUGCACUACAGGAUUCAUGCCAUAAAAGAUGUGCCAGUGGAGACAGAGGCUCUGACAGACUGGCUCUAUCAGAGAUUCGUGGAGAAAGAGGAACUUCUGGCUCAUUUCUACCAGACUGGAGCAUUCCCUCCACCGAAAGGCCAGAAGGAGGCAGCUUCCCGAGAGAUGACCCUCGACCCUGUGUGGCUUUGCGCUGUCCAAUCAUUUGCCUUCGCCUCCGGCUACAUGUGGUACAAAAUCCUUCAGCACGUCUACUGCUGGUUCUUCUCCCUGCUGUGGUGAGGAAGAGAGCAAGCAAGCAAGGGAGGGAAAAGAGAUGGAGGGAGAGAGGGAGCAACGAGGUGAAUAAAGAAGGAAUAAAAGGAAAGGGGCUAUAGCUGCUGACCUUGAGCUGACCUUGGAUCUGUUAAACAGCCCCGGAAACCGUCUUCAAUCAAUGGAUGGCAGGAUGGACGUUUUGCGGAGUGAGGAGGCAGCACAGAACGGCGAACAGCAUCUAACGUUGUUGUAUGAUCCUAAUUCCCAACCUACGACCCGAUUAGAGACACACACAGACAUUCACGUCCACCGCUUAAAUAUGUAGGAAAUAUUACAUCAUGUUUACACUCACACACACACAUACAUACAUACAUACAUACAUAUAUUCUAUAUUAUGCACGUCUAAAUGUUUACUCAUGCACAUGCGGACACACUUUUUUUUGUUUUUUAAUUUUAUUUUUAACUACAAUCAAAAAUUAGGCUCAGGAAUAAGCCAGAUAGAGUUUCUGACAUUUUUACCCUCUUUCUUUUUUCAUGUUUUUUUUUCUGCCAUGGGUAACACUAACCUGCUCUUCUCUUCUUUACAUGGACGUUGUGAGAAGAGCUUCCAAAGGAUGUUUUGGUAUAUAUUUUUUUUCUUCAUUUUCUUUGUCCUCCAUACACUGAAACAGACGAGGGGAGCGCCGCUGUACGUUUCUUCCUCUCCGCGGAUGGUCCUCCGAACUUUCAUUGCACUAUAGAUCCGUGCCGCCUGUCCUGUAUUUGUGGAAACAGCCCUGCCGCGUGCUUCUUUCUCUUUUUUUUUUGUUUAUUCUUUUUUCCACGUUGGUGUUGUUCGUCUCGUGUUUUGUCUGUACGCUUCAAUUUUUCCGUGUCUGUGCGUAGACAGUAUUGCGAGAGCCGACUGAAUUGGUUGUUUACGUUUACACUGGCUGCCUCCAAUCGGACACGGAGGACGCGGAGAUCAGACCUCGCUGAUUAACUGUUGGCCAACUGCUAACUCAGUACAGGGACCUUGUUCAUUACCCUCUACUGCAACACAUACAUUCAUACACACACACACACACACACAACAUGCAGAGACAUCUCAGAACACACUGAACUGCUAAUAGAAAAGCUCCAGAGUAAAAAUACACGCCCUCCCUCACCUUAGUCUAAAUAUAUUUUGGUGUUUUACAGAUAUAAUUAAGCCAUAUGCUUAGUGUCUGAGGGCUCAUGGGGGAACAGAUCCUACCAGGGGGUGAAAAAAAGAAAAGACUCUGACUGAAUAACUGUAAUGUUGAAUAAUGCAGCAUUCUGCAAAGAAAAAUAGGAAAAAAAAAUUGUAAAAAAAAUUAGGCUUACAGGUGUCAUUACUGUAAAUUUAUAACAGCAUAACCUGCCGAAGUGAGUGUGCGACAGUUGAAUUUAUCCUUGUUUUUCUUUUUUUUUUUCUUUUUUAAUUAAUGUUUGAUUGCUGUAUGUUAUAUCAGUGUUGGCAAAAAUCACUGUUUAUUGAUAAAGAUUUUAAUUUGAUUUUUUCCCCCCUCAAUUAUGAUUAUGUGAACUUUUACGUUACGUUCAGUCUUGUACAUAAACGCCAAGGUAGAAUCCAUGUUUGUGACUUUUCGGCAACAUCACCGUCUGUUAAUGUUUUGAGUUGUUUUUAGUUUUGAAAUAUCAUGGAUGUUAAAGAAUGAGGAUAUAUAAAAAAAAUAAGAUAACAGUACACCUCACAUACAUCUGGUGUUUUCUAGAAGUUUCUCUCUCCGUACCUGGGUGUAUUACUACUGCGCUGAACCAUCCUUUUCUUUUUGUUGAGCUAAUUUAGGAACCAAAGCUGUAACGGUCCACAAAGCUUGCUUAACUUGACCAAUGGCUGUAGCCUGUAUGUCUGCUCUGUUACUGCAGUCUGUUAAAGCGGUAGUUCAACAAAAAUAAAAUGUAGAUGAUUUUUUUUCAUCAUUCUGAAUGGAAGGUUAAUCAGCCAAGAAGUUUUAGUUUUACACUGGAGAUACGAGGCUAACAAAUAAUACAAGCUACAGGCCUAUGUGCAUCAGUUAGCAUUGUGCUAAUUUGGAUAUGUAAAACCAUAGAAACCUCUCUAAUAGGUUUACAUGGAUAUCAGACUGGAGCAAAUUAAAUACAAUUUUAUAUAUAUAUAUAUAUACAUAAUAGUCAAGGCAAGACCAUCUCUCCUCUGAAACUAUCACUUGAUCUUUACCUCAAAAACAAGUACAGAGAAUAGAAUCCUGUUUGAAUAAUAUACUAUCCUGUGGAUAGUGUUUUAUAAUUAGAUUAUUAAUAUAAUAAAAAUAUAUCAUACUUUCAUAAUCUUAAGUACAGUUAGAAGAUUUGUUUGUUGAAGAGUUGUUUGUUCUCACAGACUUCUGUGGUUUCUGACAGGUGAAGAAAAAAUAUUUUUUACAAGAACUAUUAAUCAGUCUUGAGUAGAAAUUUCAUAAGGGGUUUAAUAUUAAAGUAUAAUCAAAAACGUACUGUAAUUACAAAAACAAACGCAAUUUAGACUUAGUAGUCAUCAUGAAAGCCUGAAGAAUAGUUGUUUGUGUUUCUGUUCUGCAGGGGGCACUGUUUAACUGUUUAACUGUUUACUCAGACUCUGAGUCAUAGACUGGAUGAUGCAUGUUUAAUUUAUAUUAUUUUAAUCAGUAUUUUACAGUGAGUUUGUUUUUGUUAGCUCCAAUCUGAAACUCAUGCACACUGAAUUGAGAGGUGUAUGGUAAAGGGCUUAUGCAGUGUAUUGUUGCACUCCUGUGUUAGAGGUAUACAGCUUGCGUGAUGCUAAUUUUUGGGGUGUUACUGUAUAGUUUCCAUGACUUGUUAGCUGUGGUAGCUAACCUUAAAACUCCAGUGUAAAACUAAAGGUGAAACAAUUUCACAGACACAUUAAUGGGAGGAAACCGUACAUUUUAAUUCUGACUGAACUAUUGAUUUGAAGUGUUUUUAAUAAAGUUUUUUUUUUUUAUGAUUUAUUAUUGCAAAACUGUUAGGACAGCUGCCUAUUUACAGUAAAUGUAACCACUUUGCUCAUAAUGGAUAAGUCCUGCUUCCAUUGCUGAGGAAAACUGAGACUUUUUCCUGAAACUCAUGAGUGUGUGUGCGCCUUUCCUUUCAUUGUCCCAAGAAAUAGGACUGUAAUAUGAAAGGCAAUGCUCCGAGCCCCUGUGUGCUUGUGACUGUUUUUCGGGGGGAAAACUCUUGUUUUAUUUUGUCUCUACUAAAAGGGAAUUCGGGCACAGUCCAGCAAUAAACUCAGCUGUACAAACCAGUAGAUCAGUUAGUAGAUCCAGACCUGGUCCAGUAAUUGUUAUUUCCUAAUCAUUUUGUGGGAGUAUGUUUUGCUUUUGUUUUGUUUUUGUGUUUGUUCCUCCCCCAGCUUGCUGAAGACUGAAAUGUGAAUGACGCAGGAAAGCUUCACAGGCCUGAAGAUUGCAGAGAGCAUUUGAGGCAGGCUGGGAAACGCUCUGGAACUAACUUCCGAUUCGAGAGAAGAAGAGUCAGGAGUGGCCAGCCCAUGUUCCGUCACUGUCUUUCCAGUGGAGGAGAUGAAGCAAGGGGGACUGUUUCAGGGGAAGGGGAGGGAGGGAGGGGGUGGGUUAGGAAUUUUAACAAAUUACAUUAGAAUGGUCUUUCGUUUUCAUUUUGUACUCCUGUUUCCCCCUCUCUUCCUCGCUACCCAGCCAUUUUACGACACAGAAUUUAAUUGUGCUGGAAUAAAAAUGAUAAAUAUCAAUUA